AUGGACAGCUUAUUGGAAAAAAUGGGUUAUGAAAAAGUAAGAAGCGUUGGACGAGGUGCUUUCGGUGAUUGCAUUCUGUGUCGUGGAAGAAAUGAUGCAUCGAAGGUCAUUGUAAAAGUCAUUAACACUCACGGAAUGUCGGCAAAGGAGGAGAACUACAUGCAAAGUGAAGUCAAUUUAUUGAAAAAAGUACAACAUCCCCUCAUCAUCGGGUAUAUCGAUUAUUUCACAUCUGAUAAUCAGCUGGCUAUUGUGAUGCAAUAUGCUGAAGGAGGAACUCUUGAGAAGCUUAUAAACGAACGAGUCAUAAAGGAAAGUAACACGAAAGAACACUUUCCAGAGAAAACAGUUCUGGAGUAUUUCACACAGAUUCUCGUUGCUCUGGAUCACAUGCAUUCGAAGCAUAUUGUUCAUAGAGAUCUCAAGCCACAGAAUAUUUUAAUGAAUCGUAAAAGAACAAUUCUGAAACUUUCCGAUUUUGGAAUAUCAAAAGAACUCGGAACGAAAUCUGCUGCAUCUACAGUAAUCGGAACACCAAACUACUUGAGUCCUGAAGUAUGUGAGAGUCGCCCCUACAACCAGAGGAGCGACAUGUGGUCGCUUGGUUGUGUGCUCUUUGAGCUCCUUCACCUCGAACGAGCAUUCAAUGGAGAGAACCUCCCAGCGAUAGUCAUGAAAAUCACACAGGGAAAGCUGAAAAGAAUGGGAGAUCAUGUAUCAGAAGAAGUGAAGAUAAUAGUGAACAAGUUACUUCAAACAAUUCCGACAAACCGUCCGGAUAUUGCAGAAUUGCUUGUGAAUCCAACAGUUCUUCCGUAUCUAAUUUCAAUUCAUUGCGAUUUGGGGAGACUCGAACCGCCGUCUAAUGAUAAGAGAAAACCAUCAGCAUCAUUAGGCAGUCGUCUCCGAACAUAUCCAACUCAAUCAACUCUUCGAGCUUUAUCAUCUUCGUCUAUAGCACCUUCAACUCAAAACAUGACUCCAGUUCAAUCGUCUCUUGAUUCUGGUUUCUUUGCCGCUGGAAGAUCGACUGGUUUCAACUCGAGAAGUCAAUCGAGAGUUCCAGUGCAGACGAAGUAUGAACAAUAUCAUUAG
Molecule: messenger RNA, 1095 nt
Organism: Caenorhabditis remanei
Lineage: Eukaryota; Metazoa; Nematoda; Chromadorea; Rhabditida; Rhabditidae
Exons: 8
Coding region: 1-1095 (364 amino acids)
Biological process (GO): protein phosphorylation
Molecular function (GO): protein kinase activity; ATP binding
Source: RefSeq, a predicted model, not a curated record